This is a messenger RNA of Morchella importuna, 1401 nucleotides long. RefSeq lists its product as uncharacterized. The record is from RefSeq and is a predicted model, not a curated record. NCBI's taxonomy places the organism in Eukaryota, Fungi, Ascomycota, Pezizomycetes, Pezizales, Morchellaceae. Bases 1 to 1401 code for a protein of 466 amino acids. Gene Ontology annotation, cellular component: COP9 signalosome. The transcript is spliced from 5 exons.
AUGGCUUCAAGUACCAUCCACGCAUUUUUCGCCCAGCGAAGAGCCGACAACUCCCUCGUCGUUCUCGAUCCUCCAAAGUUCGACCUCGAAAGCUACAUCUCAAACUAUACCGGGCGAACCCAGAUCGAGAGACUCCUUCAUAUUGGACUACAUUCACCACCGCUAUGCAUCGAAGCUCUGAAACUGGCCGUCAAGGCGCUGAAGCAGACGUCGGAUGUGCCACGAUAUAAGCUCGUAGUCGAGCAGCUCAAUAAGCUAGCCCCCGAUGACCCGGAAGCCGUGAUGGAUGAGGAAUGGGUCGAGAAGACAAGCAGACGGGUUGCCAACAGUACCGAGAAGAUUGAAGCAGACUUGAAGAGCUAUAAGCACAACCUUAUCAAAGAGAGCAUCAGAAUGGGCCACGAGGAUCUCGGCAAUCACUACUAUGCUUCCGGGGAUCUUGUCAACGCAUUCAAGUCAUACUCCCGUAUGCGUGACUUUUGCACAGCGCCUAAACACAUCCUCGAUAUGUCCCUCCAGAUCAUCCGCGUCUGCAUUGAACAGGGAAAUUACAUGUCUGUCCAGUCGCACAUUGUGAAGAUCCGCAGUCUUUCCCGCUCCCCCGAGGAGGAGGAGAUAUUGAAGCCGAAGCUGUGCGUCGCUAUGGGCCUCACGCAGCUUGCCUCGGGAGCUUUCAAAGAGGCAGCAAAGAGCUUUCUGGAGACUCCACCGACCCUUGGAGCAACAUAUAAUGAUGUCAUCUCUUCCAAUGACGUUGCGGUCUACGGAGGGCUCUGUGCGCUUGCCAGCAUGGAGAGGUCGCAGCUCAAGAAGGAGGUUCUCGAUAACAACGACUUCCGGAACUUCUUGGAGUUAGAGCCGCAGAUGAGGAGGGCCAUCUCGUACUUUUAUACGGCGAAAUACUCGAAUUGCUUGAAGAUUCUCGAGGAGUACCGGAAUGAUUAUUACCUCGACGUGCAUUUGGUGAAGCAUGUGAAUAAGCUGUUUGAGAUGAUUAGAAGCAAGGGGAUCGUGCAGUACUUUAUCCCGUUUUCGUGUGUGUCGUUGAAGAGUAUGGCGGAGGCAUUUGCGACGAAUGAGAAGACGCUUGAGAAGGAGCUCGUGGGGAUGAUUGGGAAGGGGGUCUUGAACGCGAGAAUAGAUACAAAGAAUAGGCUUCUCACCGCAAAGGAAACCAACCUCCGCACAGCAGUCCACCGGGAUACUCUAGCGAUGGCGCAAAACUACGAGCGCACCGCCAGAAUGAGGCUGAUGAGGAUGAACAUUCUCCGUGCAGGUCUGGAGGUCCGGGGCCCCAAGGGGGGACAAGGCCAUCCUUCGGGACCUGCCCAGGGCCAGGGAUGGGUUGGCCAUUCCGGGAGGCCUCAGGGGUUUAUGGAGAGGUUCCACAUGGGUUCUUGA